AUUCUUCAUGAAGCUUUUCUUCAUUCGAACUCGUCACCGAAUGAGCAAGAUUCGAGUGCAAUGGAAUGUGAUGAUAUCGGUCCUAUUUCUAGGGAUCGAUGUAAUACAUGGCCUUUACGACGACCACAAAUUGAUAUUAAUCCUCAGACUAGUCCAUUAAUUCAUGAGCGAAUUCCUGAAGAAGAAAAUGAUAUUUAUGGUAGUUCGGAAAAUAUGUCCAAUAGUCGAUUAUGUUCAAAUGUGACAGUUGGGAUGGUCGCAUCUUCUGGGAGUAAUUCUGGCCAAUUAUCGGCACCCAAUGUAGAUUCCUCUGAUACGGGAAGUGGCAUCAGUGGCUCGAAAAAAUCAACAACACGUCGGAAUGCUUGGGGAAAUAUGUCCUAUGCAGAUCUCAUUACACAAGCCAUCCUUAGCUCACCAGAUAAGCGGCUUACUUUAUCUCAAGUUUAUGAAUGGAUGGUGCAAAAUGUACCUUACUUUAGAGACAAAGGUGAUUCAAACAGCUCAGCAGGUUGGAAAAACUCCAUUCGGCACAAUCUUUCUUUACACAGUCGUUUCACUCGUCUUCAAAACGAAGGCGCAGGAAAAAGUUCUUGGUGGGUUAUUAAUCCGGAUGCAAAACCUGGUAGAAGCCCAAGACGUCCUCGGUCCAUAAUGGUUAUUUCAAGUCAAUUUUUUAUUUUUAGACCUCGAGAACUAUCUAGAAAUCUUACUCCAUCAACCUUAUCAAUCCCUGUUUCACAGUCCGAAAAUUUCGAUGAUUAUGAAUUUCCACAGUUUCUUGAUAGUGGCCAUAUACCAUCUGAUUUGGUAGAUCGAACUCGGCAGGUAAUGGCAGUUUUCAGUUAA
Messenger RNA from Dracunculus medinensis (Guinea worm), 849 nucleotides. Lineage: Eukaryota; Metazoa; Nematoda; Chromadorea; Rhabditida; Dracunculidae. The record is from the annotation of a GenBank genome assembly.